This is a messenger RNA of Eucalyptus grandis, 959 nucleotides long. RefSeq names its product umecyanin. Bases 149 to 652 code for a protein of 167 amino acids. Gene Ontology annotation, cellular component: plasma membrane. The record is from RefSeq and is a predicted model, not a curated record. NCBI's taxonomy places the organism in Eukaryota, Viridiplantae, Streptophyta, Magnoliopsida, Myrtales, Myrtaceae. Gene Ontology annotation, molecular function: electron transfer activity. The transcript is spliced from 2 exons.
CGGCAUCCCUCUCACUUCAAUCUCCUUCCUCUUAUUUUCUGAGGAGUUCAAAGAAAGCUUUAAAGCACUUCGUAGAGGGGAGAGGGAACAGGGGCGACCUGACCAAUUUAGAACACACAAGGAAGAGACAGAGAAAGGGAGGGAAAGAAUGGUGAGCAAAAUGAACAUGCUUGUGUUGAUGGUGUUCCUAGGAGCCACGAUCCAGGGUUGCAGCGCUCAGACGUCGCAUGUGGUCGGCGAUUCACUCGGGUGGGUCAUCCCACCUGGUGGCCCGAUAGCCUACUCGACUUGGGCCGGAAACCAGACCUUCGUCGUUGGCGACACUCUGGUCUUCACUUUCACGACCGGAGCACACGAUGUGGCCGAGGUAACUAAGGCAGCAUACGACGGCUGCAGCUCCACGAGCCCCAUCUCGCUCCAGACCACAGGGCCGGCGAGCAUCCGCCUCAACCAAUCCGGCGAGCACUUCUACAUCUGCACGAUUGGCAGUCACUGCAGCCUCGGCCAGAAGCUCGCCAUCAACGUUACCGCCACUACGCCUUCUCCAACAGGCUCUGCCACCCCUCCGACGCCAGGGAAUUCAGCCGCCUCUUUGAGCGUCACUGGCUUGUUCUCGUGGAUGUUGUCUGUUGCCGUAGUGUUGUUGUACUAGAUUAGUUUACUGUUCCAAUAUGUUGUCUGUUGCCGUAGUGUUGUUGUACUAGAUUAGUUUACUGUUCCAAUAAACUCUCAUCAAACUCUUAAAAGUAAUUAUGGUAUUCUAUUAUUGGUCAGUGUUUCCUGCCGUCCGAUUUUCCACAAAAUUAGCAAAACUAAUAUCCUUUGCUCUAUCCCACCCUCAGGAACGAAACUCUCGAGAGGUUAAUUGGAAUCCCAAAGGUGAUGGUGAAUUUUGGUACCCAAGAAGAGUGAGACUUACUAUUAAAUCACAAGUUCUAAGUCUUGCUUGGUCUGCCUAU